Molecule: messenger RNA, 866 nt
Organism: Suillus subaureus
Lineage: Eukaryota; Fungi; Basidiomycota; Agaricomycetes; Boletales; Suillaceae
Exons: 3
Coding region: 1-588 (195 amino acids)
Source: RefSeq, a predicted model, not a curated record
AUGCAGAAUUCGGUCUCCACGCUGGGAAAUACUGUGACUGUGGAGUCGGCUUUGAACCUGUAUACCCUCCUUGAGAAUCUCAGCAUUCCUCGUUUUGCCAAUGCCAGACUGCAAUUGCCUUGCAUCGCAUUUUCUCUCACAGAAAUCAGGCGGAGGCCUGGUCAAGAUGGGGCUAGAUGUUUCGCUUAUGACGUCAAGGCAUACGGGCUACAAGACCUGCUGGUCAGAACAAAAGACGGGUUAGUUGAAUUCUCGCCUGAAAGGCGUACCCGGCAGACAUUCUUGCUCGUCCGUCCCUGGAAUCGGUAUGGUCUCGGGCUGAUUAACUUCGCAGACGAGACCCAGAGUAUGGAAGGUUGGCGCGAGCUUGCUUCUUCGUCAGAUGAUACGCUCGACGGCUAUCCUGGAUACAACGAGCUGGCUACGCGAGAGUUGAAGUUGAUCGUUCUCCUCGGACAACCUUUUGGCGCACUUUUGCUAGCGCAGCAGCGGGGUGGGGAGUAUAAGAGAAUUGCUUCGGAUAACACUAUCAUCACACGAGUCAGGGAUAUGGCUUCUGUUGACAACAUGCUACUGGAUAUACUGUAGCUGUGAAGAACGGGACAUUUUCAUUUGAUACGCGUGUGCCUUGAUAACACCUCCACAUGAACAGUAUCCCUAGAGUUUUACGUCCUGGGGAAGAGGAGAAUGCUCCGGUGCAAGCGCUGCCUAGAACUGUGCUCGUUCAGACUCGUCCAGUCUUCCUAAUCGGUAUUCAAGUAACACAAUACAUGUCCAAGACCGUAUCACCGCACUCCGAGCAACUACUAGUACAGACAAUUAUCAAAAUGUAUCAGUCACAUCCGUGCAAUGAAACUUCACCUUGC